Messenger RNA from Prunus armeniaca (apricot), 837 nucleotides. The record is from the annotation of a GenBank genome assembly. Lineage: Eukaryota; Viridiplantae; Streptophyta; Magnoliopsida; Rosales; Rosaceae.
AUGGAAGUGAAGCCUAUGUCUGCUGCCAUUUCAAGUAUCGCUCUGCUUAAAAACUUCGAUGUUAGGGAUGUUCGUUCACUUGAAGAGAUUGUGGUUCCUCUCGAUAAGGAUAAGGAAUUUGAGAAUUCCGGUGUACCGUUGCGUAGAGCACGACGGAAUUGCCCCCGUCUCUCACACACACUCUCUCUCUCCCGCGCGUCCCUCUCUCUCUCCUCUGGUUCGCGACGCCACCGCAGCCGGCCACGUUUUGGCCGGCCGUUCAGUCAUCCGGCCACCACUCGGGUCGGGACCGGUCCCAAAAUGACCGGCCUGACUCCGCCGUCCUACCCCACCUGUUCUCCGACGUCAGCCGGCAGCGAUACCGCCGGAAAAGUGCAGAAAAACGGCCGGUUUUUACCCAGAUUUUCCGGAGCUCGUUCCGGCGAUUCCGGCCACCAAAUCUUGCGAUCAAGGUAUGGUUUCUCACCUAUUUUCCGAGCUCUAGCUGCUGGUUGGGAUAGGAAGCUUGGCCGGCGGUUUGGAGUUUUCCCGGCCGCCGGAAAUUACUCAAGGCACCCACGCGCUGCCGGCGCGUGUGGCGGCGCGUGGGCUAGGAAAAUGGACCGGCUCGAGAGUCCCGAACGGAUAUCGCAUAUCGCGUAUUUUCCGGGUUCGCUGGGUUUGGACCGUUGGAUGGUAUUACCAGGAUCGUGUAGGAUUCGACGGAUCGUAAAACGGAGUCCCGGAUACUCCAGAAAUGCCAACCCUGGGGUUAGGGUUUUAGUAACCGUCCGAUCGUGCGAUCGUGAGCGAUCCGACCGUCCGAUCUGGACCAAACUUGCAGGACGUGCAUCCUAG